This is a messenger RNA of Cuculus canorus (common cuckoo), 932 nucleotides long. RefSeq names its product ubiquitin conjugating enzyme E2 D3 (gene UBE2D3). The record is from RefSeq and is a predicted model, not a curated record. Gene Ontology annotation, biological process: ubiquitin-dependent protein catabolic process; protein K11-linked ubiquitination. Gene Ontology annotation, molecular function: ubiquitin conjugating enzyme activity. The coding region runs from base 130 to 573 and encodes 147 amino acids. Lineage: Eukaryota; Metazoa; Chordata; Aves; Cuculiformes; Cuculidae. The transcript has 7 exons. Gene Ontology annotation, cellular component: nucleus.
UUCCGGGGGAAGGAGGCGCGCGGCUGCGCCCUCGCCGCUCCCCGCCCCGCCCCCUCCCCGGCCCCCCCCUCGCGCGAGCGGAGCGCGGAGUCACCGCGGCGCAGACGGGCCCGGCGGCGUUCGCACACAAUGGCGCUGAAACGCAUCAACAAGGAACUUAGUGACUUAGCCCGUGAUCCUCCAGCACAGUGUUCAGCAGGUCCCGUUGGAGAUGACAUGUUUCAUUGGCAAGCCACAAUUAUGGGACCUAAUGACAGUCCAUAUCAAGGUGGUGUAUUCUUCUUGACAAUUCACUUUCCUACAGACUACCCUUUCAAACCACCUAAGGUUGCAUUUACAACAAGAAUCUAUCAUCCAAAUAUUAACAGUAAUGGCAGCAUUUGUCUUGAUAUUCUAAGAUCACAGUGGUCUCCUGCUUUAACUAUUUCUAAAGUUCUCUUAUCCAUUUGUUCACUGUUAUGUGAUCCAAAUCCAGAUGACCCACUAGUGCCAGAGAUUGCACGUAUCUAUAAAACAGACAGAGACAAGUACAACAGAAUAUCUCGGGAAUGGACUCAGAAGUAUGCCAUGUGAUGCUACCUUAAAGUCAGAAUAACCUGCAUUAUAGCUGGAAUAAACUUUAAAUUACUGUUCCUUUUUUGAUUUUCUUAUCCGGCUGCUCCCCUAUCAGACCUCAUCUUUUUUAUUUUUUUUGUUUACCUCCUUCCAUUCAUGCACAUGCUCAUCUGAGGAGACUUUAGUUCUUCCAGCUUUGGACAAUAACUGCUUUUAGAAUCUGUAAAGUAGUUACACAAGAACAAUUGCCCAAGAUUCAGAAUUUUUUUUAAUGGAGCAUGUGUAUUAUGUGGCCAAUGUCUUCAUUCUAACUUGGUUAUGAGAUUAAAAACAAAAAAACAUUCCUCACUGCUCUAACAGAUACUGAAGAUACCACC